This is a messenger RNA of Cyanidioschyzon merolae strain 10D, 1320 nucleotides long. RefSeq lists its product as hypothetical. The record is from RefSeq and is a predicted model, not a curated record. Lineage: Eukaryota; Rhodophyta; Bangiophyceae; Cyanidiales; Cyanidiaceae. The transcript has a single exon. The coding region runs from base 1 to 1320 and encodes 439 amino acids.
AUGGAGUGGGCAACCACGCCCUUGCUAAAGGUGCAGCGAGCCGCUGAGCUGUCGCCGGCUGUGUUGGGACCUCGUCUUCGCAGCGCUCACGCACUGUGCACUUUUUAUCAUGCCGAGUUCCAAGCAGUAUUCGUGGUAACAGAGACGUCAAUCGAAGCGUUCCGCUGGAAUCCAGAGCUUGGAUGGCAGGAUAAGCUCGUCGACCGCCGGCUAUGCGUCGUUUUCGAGUGCCCCGAGCGACUCCGUGCGGAGCGCAAGCAAAGCGGCGUCGUUCAGCUCGGAGGGCUAGCGGGCGCUCGCGUGUUGCGGGCUACCGCAGCAACCUAUCUCGCCUCCAGCAACGAGGUUCUUGUAGCCCACGAGGACCUCUCCUUGCGCUGCUACGCAUGCGAGAGCGGUGAGCUCGGCUUUGAAACCCGUUCCACGAUUCUCGUCCUCGACGACCAAACCACCGUGCCGUCGCCGGCCGAACGUGAGUACGUCACAAAGCUACACCCAUUGCCCAGUGGUGCCGUCAUCGCUGGGCACGUCUCCGGGCGGGUGACCUACCUGGACGCAGCGUGGCACGCAGGUCCGCUCUCGCUGGUCGCACCAGAGCGGAUACGGCAAUGGCUGGGCGCUGCUGCGCCUGUCGCUGGUGUCUCGGCGCUAGCUGUGCAGGCACCGAUACCGGCGCUGGUUACGACGGCGAACGCGGCUGCAUCACCCGAGCAAGCCCGACGGAACGGUACCGCCACGGAACCAGUUCGCGAGAGCGAUUCGCCUCUGGUGGUGGCCGUCGGAUACACAGCCGGCUUCCUCCUGCUCAUCCGCGGAAAGCUGAUGCAUCCAGAAAUCGACUUUCUCGGUUGGAUGCAUUGUCAGGAGAUCGUGGAUGUGCUGUUCUGGCAGCGUUGGCGAUGCGUAUGCACUGCGUCGCGUCCUGGCGAGGUUGCACUCACGAGCCUGGACACCGGCCGAACGCUCCAUCGACAAUCGCUUCCCUUUUGCUGUGCAUUCGCGAGAGCGCAGAACGACGAUCGCCUGUUGGUGGGCGGCGACGCACCCGUGCCCGUAUGGAUCUCCAUCGAGAGCGGGGCAUCAUCCACAGACAUAGGUCAGCCAGGGUCGGCACAUCAGGCAGGGGGUGUUGCGGACGGCUCCGAAACGACACCAAGUAGAAGGCUGGCCACGGGGCUCUCACGUCUGAGUCAGCGACUUGCCGCCUCCAUGAUCACGAUGACAACGGGAUGCUGGGCGACAAGCGCGAGCGACUUUAUUUUCGUCACUCGCUCCGGCCAGUUGGCGUGGCUCAGCACACGAACCGUAUCUCCCAGCUAG